GACUUCGAUGCUACGUCGUCCACCAAUCGCGAACAUUUUCCGUCCAGUAUGAACAUGGCGGCGCUACACUGUGAGUUCGAUGAUCUGGUGCACAUCAAAAAGCAGCUUCUUUCUGUUACAUGGCUGUGUAAAGAAAGAGGACUUUUGCAUAGUGCCAAGUGGGCUUCUGAGUUGGCCUUUGCUCUAGAUCCUCUUCCCAAAGAUGCAUUACCAUCACCGCAUUCUAUUUCAGAGGAGGACAUACAAGACGUUGAUGCACUAACACUGGCCAAAUCUUACUUUGAUUUGAAAGAAUACGAUCGUGCAGCUUUCUUUUUGAAGGGGUGCACCAGUCAGAAGGCUUACUUCCUCUACAUGUAUUCACGUUAUCUGUCUGGUGAGAAAAAGAAGGAUGAUGAGACAGUUGACAGCCUUGGUCCUCUGGAGAAGGGUCAGGUCCGCAAUGAAGCUUUGCGAGAACUGAGGGUGGAGCUGAGUAAGAAGCACAACGCAGGAGAGCUGGAUGGUUUUGCAUUAUAUUUGUAUGGAGUUGUGCUUCGAAAGCUGGAUCUGCUGAAAGAGGCAGUGGAAGUUUUUGUUGAAGCAAUUCACGCUCUUCCUCUUCACUGGGGGGCGUGGCUAGAACUCAGCAACCUCGUCACCAACAUUGAAAUGCUAAAGUCUCUGUCUUUGGCCAACUGCUGGAUGAAGGACUUUUUCAUGGCCCACAUGUACACAGAGCUGCAGAUGAUCAAGGAGGCGCUCCAGAAGUACCAGAACCUCAUGGACGCCGGCUUCACCAAGAGCACUUACAUCAUCUCGCAGAUGGCAGUCGCCUACCACAAUAUCCGAGAUAUUGACCAGGCGGUGGCUCUGUUUAACAAGCUGAGAGAGCACGAUCCCUAUCGCAUCGACAACAUGGACACCUUCUCCAACCUCCUCUAUGUCAAAAUCAUGAAACCAGAGUUGAGCUACUUGGCCCACACGUUGGUUGAGAUUGACAAGUACAGAGUGGAGACAUGCUGUGUUAUUGGCAACUACUACAGCUUGCGCUCGCAGCACGAAAAGGCCGCACUCUAUUUUCAGCGCGCCCUCAAACUGAAUCCUCGCUGCCUGAGCGCCUGGACCCUCAUGGGCCACGAGUACAUGGAGAUGAAGAACACAUCUGCAGCCAUCCAAGCUUACAGACACGCAAUUGAAGUGAACAAGCGGGACUAUCGAGCCUGGUACGGCUUAGGUCAGACUUAUGAGAUUCUCAAGAUGCCCUUCUACUGUCUCUACUACUAUCGAAAGGCUCAUCAGCUCAGGCCCAAUGACUCGCGCAUGUUGGUUGCACUGGGCGAAAGCUAUGAAAAACUGUCCCAGACAGCUGAAGCUAAGAAGUGUUACUGGAGGGCGUACUCUGUCGGAGAUGUAGAAAAGAUGGCGCUACUUAAACUGGCAAAGCUUCAUGACCAGCUGAAUGAAAAUGAUGACGCUGCCCAGAGUUACAUGCUUUACACCCAAGACGUCUUCUCCUGUGGAGAACAGUUGGAGCACACCGAGGUGAGCACAGCCCUCAAAUACCUUGGUCAGUACUAUUUCAAGAACAAACUCUACGACGAGGCAUCCGUCUGUGCCCAGCGCUGCUGCGACUACAAUGAUGCACGAGAGGAGGGGAAGGCUUUGCUGAGGCAGAUCUCUCAAGUGAGAGAUCAGACAGAGCCACUGUCGGGCGAUCUGUUUCCACCACUCCCCAACAACAAUAACAACAAUACAACACCCGUUAGGAGGGUGUCGCCCCUCAAUGUGCUUCCAAUUUCCUUUACACCUUGAGACUGCUGCUUGUUUCCUGACCUUUCCAAGUGUUGCUAAAAAAUUGAACACCUGAUACUGUUCAAAAGCUUUAUUACUGUUGUUAGAUAUUAAAAUGCUUGUUUCUAAAAUAGUAAGCUUC
This is a messenger RNA of Syngnathoides biaculeatus (alligator pipefish), 1915 nucleotides long. Its product is annotated as cell division cycle protein 23 homolog. Gene Ontology annotation, molecular function: protein binding. The record is from RefSeq and is a predicted model, not a curated record. Gene Ontology annotation, biological process: cell division. Bases 49 to 1794 code for a protein of 581 amino acids. Lineage: Eukaryota; Metazoa; Chordata; Actinopteri; Syngnathiformes; Syngnathidae. The transcript has 16 exons. Gene Ontology annotation, cellular component: anaphase-promoting complex.